CUGGUGGGUCUCUGAGGCGAUGUAUCUUGGACCGUUGGGACUUCCGUGACCAGCAAGAGCUCCGAAGUGAGAAACGAAUGGAUAAAGGUCUGUCUGUGAGUAGAGGGUUUGUGUUUACAGCCCAGGCCAGGGAGAUGGUAGGGUGGCCUCGGUGCCUCCGAGCCCGGAAGUCUCUGCUCUCUGCGGGGCGGAUCUGGAAGCGAAGCCAUAAGGGGCGGGACUUCCGCUAGAGACGCGCUGCUACCCGGAACGGUUUUCCCAGAGAUUAAACCAGAAGAAAAUGAUGUGGUGACCGUUUCUGAGCCCAGCUAUUCCAUAUGGAAUGCAGUGUAUGCAGUGUCCCAUGCCCUUCAUAAAAUGCUGCUGAGCAAAAUUGAAAUGGGACCUAAAGAAGACAGAAACAUGGACUGGCUUCUUCCAUGUCAGAAUGCAUUGACCUACAAUGAUGUGCAUGUGAACUUCACUCGAGAAGAGUGGGCUUUGCUGGAUCCUUCCCAGAGGAAUCUUUACCAAGAUGUGAUGCUGGAGACCUACAGGAAUCUCACUGCUAUAGGCUACAGUUGGGAAGAUCAUAAUAUUGAAAAGCAUUGUCAGAGUUCUAGAAGACAUAUAAGGUAUGAAAAUACUCAUAGUGGAGACAAACCCCCUGAAGAUACUCAAUAUGGUGAAGUCUUUACACAUCACAGGAGUCCCCACACAUAUGAAAGUAAGCAUAUUCGUGAGGACCGCUAUGAAUCAAACCAAUAUGGUAACGCUUUUGCACAUAACAGUCAUCUCCUAAGACAUAAAAGGACACAUAUAGCAGAGAUAUCUGAUGAAUGUAACCAAUGUGGCAAAGCCUUUGCAGGUAACAGUACUCUUAUAAUACAUAAAAAAGCUCACACUGGGGAGAAACGUUAUGAAAGUAACCAAUGUGGUAAAGCCUUGGCAAAUAAUGGUUAUCUCCUAAGACAUAGAAGAACUCACAGUGGAGAAAAACCUUGUGAAUGUAACCAGUGUGGUAAAGCCUUUGCAUGUAACCGUGAUCUCCUAAGACAUAAAAGAAUUCACAGUGGAGAAAAACCCUAUGAAUGUAACCAGUGUGGUAAAGCCUUUGCAUACAACAAUGGUCUCCUAAUACAUAAAAGAACUCACACUGGAGAAAAACCUUAUGAAUGUAACCAAUGUGGUAAAGCCUUUGUACAGAGGAGUACUCUCCUAUUACAUAACAGAACUCACACGGGAGAGAAACCCUGUAAAUGUAACCAGUGUGGUAAAGCCUUUGCAUACAACAGUGGUCUCCUAAUACAUAAAAGAACUCACACUGGCGAAAAACCUUAUGAAUGUAACCAAUGUGGUAAAGCCUUUGCACAGAGGUGUACACUCCUAUUACAUAACAGAACUCACACGGGAGAGAAACCCUAUGAAUGUAACCAGUGUGGUAAAGCCUUUGCAAACAGGUAUAUUCUCCUAGUACAUAACAUAACUCACACUGGUGAAAAACCUUAUAAAUGUAACCAGUGUGUUAAAGCCUUUUCAUCUAAACAAAAGCUCCUACUACAUAAAAGAAUUCACACUGGAGAGAAACCCUAUGAAUGUAAUCAGUGUGGUAAAACCUUUGCAUCCAACUACGUUCUCCUAAUACAUAAAAGAGUUCACACAGGAGAGAAACGUUAUCAAUGUAACCAAUGUGGUAAAGCCUUUUCGCAGAACAGUCAUCUCCUAAGACAUAAAAGAACUCACACUGGAGAAAAACCUUAUGACUGUAACCAAUGUGAUAAAGCCUUUACAUCUAACACUGAACUCCUAAUACAUAAAAGAACUCACACGGGAGAAAAACGUUAUGAAUGUAACCAAUGUGAUAAAGCCUUUGCAUGUAACAGUAAUCUCUUAAGACAUAAAAGAAAUCACACUGAAGAAAAACCCUAUGAAUGUAACCAAUGUGGUAAAGCCUUUGCAUGUAACAGUGAUUUCAUAAGACAUAAAGGAACUCACACUGGAGAAAAACCUUAUGAAUGCAUCCAAUGUGGUAAAACCUUUGCACAGAGGUAUACUCUCCUAGUACAUAACAGAACUCACACUGGAGAAAAACCCUAUGAAUGUAACCAAUGUGAUAAAGCAUUUGCACAGAACAGUAGUCUCCAAAUACAUAAAAGAACUCACACGGGAGAGAAACCUUAUGAAUGCAACGAAUGUAGUAAAGCCUUUGCAUGUAACAGUGUUCUCCUAAGACAUAAAAGAACUCACACUGGAGAGAAACCUUAUGAAUGUAACCAAUGUGGUAAAGCCUUUGCAUAUAACAGUGUUCUCCUAAGACAUAAAAGAACUCACACUGGAGAGAAACCUUAUGAAUGCAAUGAAUGUCGUAAAGCCUUUGCACAGAACAGUCAUCUGGUAGUACAUAAAAAAAUUCACACUGGAGAGAAAUCUUAUGAAUGUACCCAAAGUGAUAAAGUCUAUGCAUUUCAGAGUAGUCUAUAAAGUCUAUGCAUUUCAGAGUAGUCUCUGAAGACAAAAAGAACACAUCCUGGAGAAAAACCUUAUGAAUGUAAGCCAUGUGGAAUCAGCUUUUUACAACAGUCUCAUAAUAAAGUCUUUUCAUGUAAGAGUCAUCUUGAACAAGAACACUUAUUGGAGUGAAACCCUAUAAAUGUAAACAACGUGUGAAAAACUUUUCAUGCCAUAAUAAUCUCCAUCUACAUAGAAGAAUGCACACUGGAGAGAAACAUUAUAAAUGUAACCAAUGUGAUAGAGCAUUUUGACAUAAUAGUAAUCUCCUAUGACAUAAAAAAGACAUACUGGAGAUAAACCAUAUGAAUGUAAGCAAUGUGGAAAGGCUUUGCAUGUAACAGUCAUCUCCUUAUACAUAAAAGAGCUCACACUCGAGAGAAACCUUAUUAAUGUAACCUAUGUGGUAACAUACUUUCUCCAGCAGGGAUACAUUUCAUAAACAUUCCCAAAUGAUACCACCAACUGAGAAGGAUUCAUUUCUCUGACUUCAAAUGUACGUGUUUGAUUUCUGUUACAUGAAAGAAUUCAUGAUGAAGAAAACAUUUAUAGAUAAGCCUGUAGUUGCCUCAACACCUGAGUUCAGUAAUGAAUGCUUAUAUAAGUAAAACAUUCAUGAGUAAACAUAUUUAAGAAUUAGUUUUAAUUUCCAUUAUGUGAUAACAGUUUGUCUUUGUGUUUUUGAUGUGCCUGUCCUUUCUAGUUUCCAUGAAGACCAGACCUUAUCGUCUGGUCUUUCUGAGACCAGAUCUUCUCAUACCAGGAAUUCUAGAAAGUUGUCAAAAACCUUACCUAGGUCCUGGGAAUGAACUUGUCUUAACUGCAAAGCCAUGUCUCUAGUACUGUAAAUAUCUUAUAUUAUCGUGAUGUCAGGAAGUAGAAAAGAAUUCAUAGGAGAGCAACCCUAUUUGUACAAAGGAGUUGAUUACUUUGUACAUAAUAAAUGUAUCCAUUUUCAAGAAAAGAACCUUUUUUGUAUCUGUUUUUAUCAUAGCCUUGGAGGAAGUAAAUUAUUUACCAUGUUCCCUUAAAUGUAAUGGAGCAGAACACCAUUUAUGAUUGUGGUCUGAAUUUUGAACAUUGGAGUAGGGAUUGAAUUUGCUGUAUGUGUAGCAAAUCUAUUCACAGAAGUUUAUGAGGUUGUUCUGAUAUUCCUUCUGUGGUGGCUGUUCGUAUUCUAAUGCAUUUCCACUUGGUGAAAGGUAUUUUUCUGUGCAAUGUAUAGAAUGGGAUCCCCAUCAUCUAUGUGGUCCAUUGCUUAUUUAUAUCAGGCAGUCUGUGAUCAUAGUUUUCAAGGAAGGGUCUCUGAGGACGUGUGGUAUUUUUUUUUUUAUGUUUUCACAAAUUCAUUUAAAAUGUUUGUUUUUAAGCCUUGCUUGGAUAUCAAUAAUUAAUAAAUGCUCAAUAGUAUGUGUGUGUGUAUAUAUAUGUAUAUGUUGUUUGAAGUUCCAUGUUUCUGCAUUUUCCCACAUUUACUAUAUGGCACAUCAUCUUCCUAGAGAUUUAUCUAGCUUUCUUAGAGAUUAUCUAGCCUUCUUAGAGAUUUAUCUAGAGGUACUAGUUAAUGUAACAGCAAUGAGAUUUAUUUCAAAACAUGUUGUGUGUUUAGUGGACUAUUCAUUCUUAGGCUAUGACAGAUAUAUGAAGACUGUCUGACACUUUGUGGGGUUUAUUUUAGUCAUGCUUAUAUGAUCUUCAAGUUUAUGUUGUCAGUUUUGCAUAACAGUCUUCCCACUGAGCUCACUGACAUGCACAAAAUUAGUUGAAACAUUACAUCAGUACAAUAUUGUAUUUUAUUCAGAUUAUGAAUAUAUUGUCAUCAGAGAAUGGAAUAAUAUAAAAUGAUUUGAAUAAUAAAUGCUACUUGCAAAUGAAAA
Molecule: messenger RNA, 4364 nt
Organism: Meriones unguiculatus (Mongolian gerbil)
Lineage: Eukaryota; Metazoa; Chordata; Mammalia; Rodentia; Muridae
Product: zinc finger protein 431-like
Exons: 5
Coding region: 358-2460 (700 amino acids)
Biological process (GO): regulation of transcription by RNA polymerase II
Molecular function (GO): RNA polymerase II cis-regulatory region sequence-specific DNA binding; DNA-binding transcription factor activity
Source: RefSeq, a predicted model, not a curated record